UGAGAGUGCCCAGCCCUGCCUGCUGCUGCGAUGCAACCCCUCCUCCCCCUGCUGCUCAGGAGCAUUUGCCUGGAGCUGGGAACUGCAGACGGCUGAGCUCCCAAGUUUGAGCAUGGCUCCGAGAAGACUGAGAAGCUGGAGGUCACACACUCCUGCGGACCUGGGAGCUGACACACGGUCUAGGCGCCUUCGACUUGCCAAACCCUUCAUCUGCGCGAAGGACAGAGUGGACACAGCCCGAAGGCACUCGCACCUGGAAGGAUCUCUUUUUGGAUUCUGCUGCUGCUAACAGAGCUCUACAGACCUACUUGUAUCCACAGAGGAAAAAAAGUGGAAAUUUCUUUGAAACAGCAAGAUACUUUUCAAAGUGGGGAGUGGAAGCAGGCGGUUUCUCCCCUCCUUCCCUGUUUGGGAGAAAGGAGUUGCCCAACCUGGUCAUGAGACUUUUCCAUACUUCCCAAAGCAGGCUCCUCAAGUUAUGACGCUGCACCACUGAGAGCCCAGGGUAGUGUAGUCCAGAACAGCCCCCCAGCAGCGCACCCUGGGCACAGGCAGCCUGGUAGGCACAGGAGAUGGAGCAUGAGGGUGGCAAAUCUGUGGACAAUCAAAUGGACAAAUACAUAGUUACCAUAAUGGGGAAAUCAGAAAGUCAAAUGGAUAUUGUGGAAAAAUCAACAAAAUCUGGGAAGAAAUCCUGGAGCUUUGUGGCAAUCAGUCUGGCUGUCUUGCUGCUCCUCAUGACUUGUGCAGUGGUCGCCCUGGUGAUCCUGUAUGCCAGCAGCAGAGGCACUCACUACGGCAGCAAUUCAGGCAACGUAUGUACCACACCUGGAUGUGUUACAGCAGCUGCUAGAAUAAUUCAGAAUAUGGACCCAGCAGCUGAUCCUUGCAAGGAUUUCUACCAGUAUGCCUGUGGGGGCUGGCUGAACCGGCAUGUUAUCCCAGAAACUAGCUCCAGGUACAGCAUUUUCGACAUUCUGAGAGAUGAGCUGGAGAUCAUCCUAAAAGGUGUGCUGGAGACUUCAGAUCAAGGGGACAGAGAGGCAUUUCAGAAAGCUAAAAUACUUUACAAAUCAUGCAUGAAUGAAAGUCUCAUAGAGCAACGAGAUUCAUUGCCUCUGCUAGAGGCCUUAACGAUGGUUGGAGAUUGGCCAGUGGCUUCAGCAGACUGGAAUAAGACCAAAGAGCCAAACUGGAGCAUGGAAGAAAAACUCUCCAUAAUGAACUCCAGAUUUAACAAACGUGUUCUCAUUGACAUGUUUGUAUGGAAUGAUGACCGGGAUUCCAGCAGACACAUCAUUUAUAUUGACCAGCCAAGUUUAGGAAUGCCAUCCAGGGAUUACUACUUUAACGGGGGCAACUAUCAAAGGGUGAGAGAAGCUUACCUGCAGUUCAUGAUCACCAUUGCCAAAAUGAUCCGAGAAGACAAGAACGUGUCUAAAGAUGAUUCCUUUGUCCAAGAGGAAAUGGCAAAAGUUAUGGAGCUUGAAACAGAGAUUGCAAAUGCAACUACCCCAGCAGAAGAAAGGCACGAUGUAACCUUGUUGUACAACAAAAUGACCUUAAAGGAGCUACAGGAAAAGUUCGCAUUGAACGAAUUUAACUGGACCUUCUUCAUCCAAGGUGUCAUGUCUUCAGUAAGUGUUCAGGUCGACCCAGAAGAGGAGGUUGUUGUAUAUGGCAUGCCCUAUCUGCAAGAGCUGAAAGCAAUUAUCUCAAAGUACUCAGCAAGCACCAUCCAGAACUACCUCAUUUGGCGACUGGUGAUUGAUCGAGUCAGCAGCUUGAGUCGGCGUUUCAAGGAUGCUCGGGCCAGCUACAGGAAGGCACUAUAUGGGACAACACUGGAAGAAGCCCGCUGGAGGGAGUGUGUCAGUUACGUCAACAACAACAUGGAGAACGCAGUAGGAGCAAUGUAUGUCAGGGAGGCAUUUGCUGGUGAGAGCAAGCGGAUGGUCCGAGAUUUAAUAGAGAAGAUUCGCGAAGUGUUCAUCGAGACUUUAGAUGAGUUACAGUGGAUGGAUGAGGCAUCUAAAGAGAAGGCUCGUGAGAAGGCAAUGGCAAUUAAAGAACAAAUUGGCUAUCCAGAUUAUAUUUUGGAAGAUCAGAAUGAAAAACUAGAUCAGGAAUAUGCCAAUUUAAGCUUCAGUGAAAACAAUUACUUUGAAAACAUUCUGGAAAACCUGAGAGCUGGAGCCCAAAAGAGCUUGAAAAAACUUCGAGAGAGAGUUGACCAAGAUAUAUGGAUAAUUGGAGCUGCAGUGGUCAACGCAUUCUAUUCCCCCAAUCGGAACCAGAUAGUUUUUCCUGCUGGGAUUCUACAGCCCCCCUUCUUCAGCAAACACCAACCGCAAGCCCUGAACUUUGGAGGGAUUGGGAUGGUUAUUGGGCAUGAAAUUACUCAUGGGUUUGAUGACAAUGGUAGGAAUUUUGAUAAAGAUGGAAAUAUGUUUGACUGGUGGAGCAAUUUCUCAGCGAUGCAUUUCAAGGAGCAGUCUCGUUGCAUGGUGUACCAGUAUGGGAACUACACGUGGGAGCUUGCUGGAGGACAAAAUGUCAGUGGAAUAAGCACAUUAGGAGAAAAUAUUGCAGAUAAUGGAGGAGUCCGACAGGCUUAUAAGGCCUACUUAAAAUGGCUGGAACGGGAAGGGAAGGAGCCAAAGCUGCCUGGCCUGAAUCUGUCCCACAAACAGCUUUUCUUCCUCAACUUUGCCCAGGUUUGGUGUGGUUCCUACAGACCAGAAUACGCUAGCCAGUCAAUUAAGACAGAUGUUCACAGUCCUCUGAAAUACAGGGUGAUGGGAUCUUUGCAGAACUUUGAAGCAUUCUCAGAGGUAUUCCACUGUAAAAAAGGCACAGCCAUGCAUCCUGCAGAGAAGUGCAGAGUGUGGUAACCAAAAAGAACACCAGCGAGAAUGACACAGACUGGUGACACAACAAACAGUUCUUGCCAGCGAUGUGCCUGCUGUUCUCCCACUCAGUCACAGCCAAGGCUAACGGUGCAGCUACUGUAGUAACGAUCAAGGGAGCUCCAGCACUCCAGCUCUUACAGUUCUGCUGGGAAGUACCCAGGUAUCUCAGUGACUGACUGUGUCACUGUGCUGAAAGCCACCGUGCGCUCCACAACAGAAACGACUGUUUCAAAUGACAUCCUGACUGUUAUUAAGACACUGCAUCAGGGUUAAAAAGACUUAAUUCUUAAAUAAUAAUAAAAAAAAACCAAAACAAAACCAACAACAACCAUAUCUCUAUUUUUCAGAAAAGAACAAUAAUUUUAAUAUGUCUUACAACUACAUCUUCUGAGACUCAGUGAACCUGUUGGAGCUGUUCUCAGUGAACUGUUUUCCAGUGUUCUGAUUCAGUUUCUGGUGCAUUCUUCCCCAAUUCAGGUUAGAGCUAGCUUAAACUCUCAUGCUGUCCGUAUACUUGCACUUCGAUUACUGCUUUUGUUGUAAGGAAUUGCUAUUUGUCUUGCUACGUUACCGAGUGAGCUGUACGUUAAGAUGCCUGCCGGCUGCUAACUUCAUGCCAAGCUGCGCUCUCCUAUUGCACUCAAGUUCUUCCGCUCCAAAGAACAACUGUAACAUGACCUUAAAGUGAUGUAUGACUAGAUAGAAAGAUCCCAUAUUUAGGACUACAAAUUCUGUUGUUAUGGUUAAAAUUACAGCCCACCCGCACCACCCCACCCCACCCCUUCAGAGAUACAUUUAAAAUUAUGCUUAUUCUUGUAGAAAGUGUAUAAAAUACUUUUUGUCAAAGAGCAAACAUGUAUCUAUGGAAACAAUUAUGCUGUUUUUAAUCCUGUGCCUUUUCAUUUUGCCAUAGGCUAUUUUUCAGUAUUUACACUUGAAAAUGUAACAAGUAUUAAUUUUUAAUUAAAAAAAGAAACAAAAACAAAACCCAACCAAACAAACCCAAAAACACGGUAGCCAAUUCAGCACACAUUUUACUAUAGAGAGUUUUGGGUGGCUUCCCUCAGUAAGUAUUCUAAUACAGUGAUAAUAUUUUAAACUGCCAACACUUAAUAGUGAAUUUUAAAUACUCUUCCAUCAAAUGCUCCUCUUUCUAGCACAGAAAUCACUGGAAAGCAAGACAGUAACGCCUAGUGCUUAGCUUACCAAGUGCCAAAUCACACUAUUCAUUUGAUUCACAGAUUUCAGCACGCCACUAGCAAAAGGUUUGAUUAUCUAGAGAACGGGGAAGGAAAUGAAAAUCACUUGACAGAAGCAGCUUUGCCAGAAGAGAUGACCCACGGAAUUGCUCUGGCCAUUUGACAGUAAGAGCUGGCUAAAUCACGGAAUGAAACCCUCCUGAUUUUUGCAUGAAUUUUACCUGCUAAAGUGAAAUCAGCCUGCAGGUGAAUUGCCACUUUUACUGCAGCUGAGAAUAUAUAGUUCAAUUACAUGUUAUUUCCAUCCUAAAAGUCAUUUUGGAAGCUAACUUGCUCAGAGAAUCGGUGCUGCCUCAGGGAUCUACCACUCUGCCCUUCAGAGUUUUGAGAGUUGAGUACAGAAGGGAAAGUACUAAGAGGGUUUAGUUGCAAGUUUAUUUAUUUAACAUCUUUUCAAAAGACUAAGAACACUCUUCAGCACCUACCAGGAAGGUUGCUGUGCCUUAAAGUGAAUACCAUACUUAUAUACAAAAAUAAAGUGAAUAAACAAAUAUUACAGGAAGCACAGAAUGUGGCUUUCAACACAGUUCAUAGAAAAGGUGUUUCCCAUCAGAUUGUUUUCUGGGCAGCAUCUCAGACGCCUGUGUAUCCAGACCUCUGCCAGGGAAUGCAGCCCCAGUUACGUUUUGGUUUUGUCUUUAUUUCAGCUCUGUCUGUUACCUGCAGAGAAUGGCACUCGACAACAUUUAAUUCUAACAAAGAUCCUGAUUUGAGGCAGAUUAAUUGGGAGAAAAGGAUAAUUUUUUUUCAGAUGGGAACUGUUGGAUUCACAUAUGCCUGAAAAACUUAGGAUUGACCCACACUAAAAAAAACAACAAAACCCGGUGAAUAGGAGAGUGCACUACCGAGCUCCAAAAUCCCUUUAAAAAAAAAAAAAAGUUACAAUAUUCUACACUAGGAUCAAGGUCCCGUUUAAGUGACUUAAAAGCUCUUAAAGGAAAACAUGGAGGUAGCGAACCGGGCACGUACGUGUCACGCUCAUGCCUCCGCACAAUUUGAAGUGCUUCAGCUGUUAAAACUUUCGGUUCUACGGAGACGUGUAAAGAGAUGCUUAUUCCCUGCUGGAGCGCGGGCUGAGGUGCUGUGUGUGCCUGCACAUCACCCCAGAGCUGCGGUAGUUUAGAACACCACCCCCACACACACACAGAGCAGUAUUGCUGCACUGGACACUUGUCUGUCUCGGGAAGUUCCGUUCUGAUGCUGAACACCAACACCUUUUGAGUCAGGCUUAAUAACGCUACUAAAACACAACAGAAGCAAUUUCAUCUGAUAUUGCAGUAAAUUAUCGAUGCGACUUUAACAAGGAGGAUUCAAGUUAAAGCUAGUUAGGAGGUAACAUAGACUCUGUAUAAAACACAGAUGGACAGGAACUAAUUUAGAUGUUAAUGAAGGUUCCACUCAAACUAUGACUAACCAUGAGCUUUUGGCUCCAUCCAGGACUAGAACCAUGUAGUUAGAUUACAGAUGUAGCAGCAGAUCGGUGAGAUUCGGAUGUCCUGAAAGGCUUCAUGCCUACUGUACUGCCUUCUGCCUACCAUCAUUAGAGGUAAAGGCCAACAGAUCAGAUCAAAUGAGAAUUACGAAGCCCAGGUUCUGCGUAGGAACAGUGCUUUAAGGUGUCUGCAACUGGAUGUUGAAGCCAAGUCUAAUUACAUUUGCUUCUGGUUUUUAUUCACUUGUAAGAGAGUUUUUGCUCUUGAAUUAACCAAAUGCUCAUGUCCCAUGCCUUGUUAAAACCGACUGUCAUACCGACUAGGUUUGUUUUUGCUCCUGGAUCAGAUCAUACGUGUAAUAGACCAGGGACUUUUAAUUAUCUAAAUUGCUCUUUAUAAAAAGUGACGUGAUCUAGAACCUCCUUAGUACGAAAUGCUGUCCAAGCUUUGUUGCAGCCAUUAAGUUAGGUUCACCUUUCUCAUCACAUCUAAAACGGGUGUUCAUAGAAAGAUCAUUUGACUACUGCUCCCUAUUGGAAGGAUUUUCAUUUGUUUUAACAUUGAAUGACUGGCUACAAGACAGUCAAGUGCUCUGAUAAAUCAGCUUUUGUGAUUUAAUUAUUCAUGUAUGGUGGCAGGCAAAAUAAACUGUAUUUAACUGCA
Falco peregrinus (peregrine falcon) is the source of this 6267-nucleotide messenger RNA. RefSeq names its product membrane metalloendopeptidase like 1 (gene MMEL1). Gene Ontology annotation, molecular function: metalloendopeptidase activity. Gene Ontology annotation, cellular component: plasma membrane. NCBI's taxonomy places the organism in Eukaryota, Metazoa, Chordata, Aves, Falconiformes, Falconidae. Gene Ontology annotation, biological process: protein processing. The coding region runs from base 573 to 2894 and encodes 773 amino acids. The record is from RefSeq and is a predicted model, not a curated record. The transcript has 23 exons.